UGUCCAUAUCUGCUUGUUUGCUCUCUGCUUUUGUUUACCUUGUGUAUUUGUGACAUAAGGCAGUGUCAACACUGUAGCUCACAAUAUUUGAGCAAUAUCGGCUUUGGAAAGUUUAUUUGACAGCGCUGUCGCGGGUCAUUAGACCACCCUCCCCUCUCUCCCCUGUGGAUUUAAUCGUAUUGCAGGAAGUCCCUCACAUCCUCUCCUCCUGCGCUGUGUAUGUGUGUCUUUCAGUGGCGGUAUACUAUGAAAAUCUUCUCAUAAGGAUCCGGGCAUCAUGAGCAUCUACCGGCGCGCAGAGAGUUGGUACCUCAUGAGCGGAUUUGGCGCUAUUGCGCUGCUGAUAGUGGGACUGACCGCUGACAGCUCACCUCAACACUCACCCGACGAGAGACGAUUGAAAAGUUGGUUCACCAAACUCGAACACUACCGCAUCAUUGUACCACUACUACUGGAAGGAACAGAACAGCGAUCAAUCAGCUGGCUCCACUCCAGGACUCCUCCCGCUUCACUGCACAUCCUGAUCCAAACAGAAGGACAGCAGCUGAUUUUGUCUGUGGAGAAAAACCAUGGCCUCUUUGCCAGCCACUACACUGAGACACACUACAGGGAGGAUGGACAAACUGUUUCAAGCACUCACAACUCUACGAUGAAUUGCUAUUACCAUGGCGAGGUCCAAGGGCAAGCCCAUUCUGAUGUCAGCCUUAGUACUUGCUCUGGUAUCAGAGGUUUCAUCUCACUUGAAAAUAAAAGACUGAUGGUGGAGCCAGCUUUCGAGCCAGCAAAUGACACACAUGUGAUCUACGAUGGACACCUACACUUCCCUUCUGGAACCUGUGGACAUGGACAUAAUAUAUCUACAGUCAGCCAUGCCAAUGCUGGAGAACUGCUACAAUUAUUCAGCACAAGGCAUAAAAGAGAUGUUCAGAAGACCACCAAAUAUGUGGAGCUCAUCAUUAUAGCAGACAACAGAGAGUUUCAGAAACAAGGAAAAGAUGUGGAGAAGGUCAAGCAGAGGCUAGCUGAGAUCGCCAACUAUGUGGACAAGUUUUACAGGGUGCUGAAUAUUCGUGUAGCUCUGGUGGGACUGGAGGUUUGGAGUGAUGCUGAUAAGUGUGCCAUUACCCAAGACCCCUUCACAACACUCCAUGAGUUUUUGGACUGGAGAAAACUUCGACUGCUGCCACAGCGGCCACAUGAUAAUGCCCAACUUAUUAGUGGGGUGUACUUUCAGGGCACCACAAUAGGCAUGGCUCCCAUUAUGAGCAUGUGUACGGCGGAGCAGUCGGGAGGUAUUGUCAUGGAUCACUCGGACAAUCCUCUUGGAGCUGCUGUGACUUUGGCCCAUGAGAUGGGCCACAACUUUGGAAUGAACCAUGACACACCAGAGCGGGGGUGUGGCUGUGGGAUGACUGUUGAUCGUGGUGGCUGCAUCAUGUCUCCCUCUACAGGGUACCCCUUCCCCACAGUGUUCAGUACCUGUAGUAAGAAGGAUCUGGUGAUGAGUCUGGAGAAGGGGGUGGGCAUGUGUUUGUAUAAUAUGCCUGAAGUCAAAAUGCUCUACGGGGGACAGAAAUGUGGCAACGGAUACAUCGAGGAAGGAGAAGAGUGUGACUGUGGAGAGCCAGAGGAGUGUAUGAACCCCUGCUGUAACGCAACAACCUGCACUCUCAAGGGAGAUGCUGUGUGCGCUCAUGGACAGUGCUGUGAAGACUGCCAGUUAAAACCAGCAGGGACCCCUUGUAGAGAGGCCAGUAACUCAUGUGACUUGCCUGAGUUCUGCACAGGUACCAACCCCCACUGCCCUGCCAAUGUGUACUUGCACGAUGGGCAUGCAUGCCACAAUAUGGAUGGUUACUGCUACAAUGGCAUCUGCCAGACCCACGAGCAGCAAUGCAUCACCCUAUGGGGACCAGGAGCGAAACCUGCCCCGGGGAUCUGUUUUGAAAGGGUAAACUCUGCAGGCGAUCCCUAUGGGAAUUGUGGAAAAGACGUCAAAGGCUCCUUUGCUAAAUGCGAAGCAAGGGAUGCUAAGUGUGGAAAAAUUCAGUGCCAAGGGGGUGCCAACAGGCCAGUGAUUGGGACCAAUGCUGUUUCCAUAGAGACAAAUAUACCUCUGCAAGAAGGUGGGCGUAUUCUGUGCCGCGGAACACACGUGUACCUGGGUGACGAUAUGCCCGAUCCAGGACUGGUGUUGGCAGGGACUAAGUGUGCUGAGGGCAUGAUCUGUUUGAACAGGCAGUGUCAGAAUGUCAGUGUGUUUGGAGUGCAUGAGUGCUCUGUGAAGUGUAAUGGAAGAGGGGAAUGCAACAACAAGAAGAACUGCCACUGUGAAGCUCACUGGGCACCUCCAUUCUGUGACAGGGCAGGGUUUGGUGGCAGUGUGGAUAGUGGACCAAUGAGACUGGCCGCUGAUAGCAGCGCUGUGGCCGUGGGCACGCUGGUCACCCUCCUUUGCUUGCUGUCGGCGGGGCUGAUUUUGUGCCUGAGGAGGAAGGCGCUAGUUCAGAUGCUUUGCAUCAAUAAGAAGAGUGCGAUUCAAAAGCUCAGAUCAGUUGGGCGAAAGAGAGUACCCAACUCCCCGCAGACACAGUCUGUUUUCAGGGUCUCACCUCAGCGCAAGCCCCCCACCUUACCUCUACACUCCAGAUGUGAUAAGUCAACUCAUCCUAGUUCAGAGCCUCUCCUCCCACCGCACAACUUCCACAGUUUGUGUUGGUUACCUGAAUGCCCUGCUAGGUGCCAGCCAGUCCACAUCACUCACCCCAUGCCCAUCACACUGGGGGAUGGCAUGACCAAAGGCUUGCAGUCCAUGCCUGCUGUCCCUCCUCACAGGACUCUGCUCUCACACACAGACUCACCAGGCAGAGCGGCAGGCUUCCACACACUUCCUCGCCAGCUGCCCUUCAUAAAAAACCAAGACCAUGAUAUUCCCAGUCCUCCACAGAAGCCACUUCCUGCAGACCCCUUGAUCAGAGGCCAUGGUGUGGGUCGCAGCAUGUCCACAGUGGGAGUUCGGAUACCGGGCCCUUGUCCUCUACCCAUCCCGACUCCAACAGUGCCACGACCACCCCCUUCCGUACCACUCCCAAACAGACCACUUCCCAGAUUACCACAGUCAUGUUAUGAUCACUGACAUAUGGACACCACUACAGUGAAGUUGAAUUUCACCAGCAUCUGAACACACUUGUUUGCACUAUAAAAAACUUUGGACCAAGUGACCACCCCUGCAGAUCUCCAUGGAGUUUCUUACAGAGUAGAGGACUGACAUGCCACCUUGGUGCUGUGCCCCCUCAGAAAAGGUGUUUAUUUGUCCUCGCUCAAGUACUGCAGAACUAUUUAAGAUGUAUGUUUAUUGUGUUGACAGUUUUUUACUGUAUGAUCAUUGUGAUUUUUUCUUUUUUUAUAUAAAUGUGAAAAUAUAAGAACUUGAUUACAAAAUAAGGAAUGCUUUCAUUUUUUAUGCUUUAUCCUCUACUACAAUAUACCUGCUAAGUCUGUGGAAGGAAGUAUGUUGGUGUUGUGAAGAUUUAAAAAAGACCUUUUAAAAAUGACAACCUGUGUGGGAUACUGGAGUAUGAGACAACAUGAGAUUUAAAUGACUAAACUAUGGGUGAUCCCUGGAACGGGAUCAGCCACAAAGUGCAAAAACCUUGCCAUAAAGGAUGAGAAUUAUUGUUCACUCAUAGUUCAGUCAUUUGCGUUGUACUCUGUUGUAGUAUGUAAGUGACAGUCAUGCUGCCGGACACUGACAGACCAACUUUUCUGGUUAAUAUUUAUGGUCCAAACACGUAAAAGUCACAACAUCGUGUUAUGGUCAAACAUCUACUCGUUUCAUCACACCAAAUAUUGCCAGCAAUCACCAUUCAGUAUUCUACUUUGAGCCUUCAGUCUACAACAGCUUUCAUGCCGGUGUCAUUAAGGCCUUAUUGUUCUGCAUACACACUUGAAAGACCCCAUGAAUUAAGAAGAAUGUUUUGUCCUAGUGUACUCCUAAACAUUGACAUAACUUUUAAUGGAUAUAAACAUUUAAAACAUUCAGUCUUUUCUCCUGGAAAAAUGUACUAAAACAUAUUGAUGACUCAUCUUGCACUACAGAUUUUCGUCCAAUAAAAUGCUCCCUAGAACGAGAAUGUCCCUCCUUCUGCAACCAAACAGCAACUUCCAGUUUAAAGACAUCGGAAAACUGCACCAAGGUCCCUUUCAAGGCGAGUCAGUCCACUCGGCAGCCAUAUUUGGAACACUUCCGGGCAGGCUGUGCAGCUAUUUUAAAUGAAAACAAAUGGCAUAAAAGUACUACUCCUAUCUACUUUAAUGGGAAAAGACAGAAAUCUGCUUAAAACUGUUUGUCAAGAUUACAAUCAAAGAACAUAUAAAAAAUCAGCAGUAAAAUCUGACAACAACGGUAUAAAAUAAAUUGUGCUAAUACAGCUCAGUUGACGCAAAAAAAAAAAAAAAAAAAAAAAAAACUAUUUUUCAGGUUGGCUCAGCUAAUGCACAUUGUAAUGCAAGUUGAUCAACAAGUGAUGUCUGUACCUAAAGGGUGAUUGGCCUCUUUUACCAGUAAGGCGGAACUUCCUUUUUUUACAUUCGUUGGCCGUUCUAAUUUCUCCCAUUCACCACCAGUGGUCCGUCUCUGCUAAACUGUCUCUUGACUGCACUCAGCGAUUUCAUGAGGUCUUCAAAGUGACGUUAUGUGAACAUUAUGCCAAUACUUUAGGCAAUAGAUGUUGAAUAUUCUGCACAGUUUUUCCUUGUAUAAUUUCUUGUUAUAAGUCAAAGUACUCUCUUUAGCCAUAUACAGUACCCAACCUUAUAUAUAUAUAUAUAUAUAGUGUUUGAAAUCAAAAUAGCUGAUUUAAACAGCAGAGGACAUAGUAAAUAUCACUGCUGGUGUGUCAUCACAGCUAUAGCAUUUUUACACAAGUGGUUACUCCAUAGCCAAAACACAGCUUUCUUAAUGCACAGAUGGACUCACUGUUAUUCAUAAACUCACUGGACUAUUGUUCUGCCUGGUGCUUCACCCUGAGGGGGAAAUCUCACUUCAGGUUUUCCACAUACGGUUAUGAUUCAUUUUUCAGUGCUGUUGCUAUGGGAGUGUAACAUACUCAGCUGUCACACAGUAACUCAUUUAAGCAAAGCCCAUGUGUGCUUGUGUUGUUUGCUUAGUCACAACAAUUUGUUAUUUCACUUUUUCAUAUGCACACAAGCUGAUGUGUUGUAUGCUCAAAACUGUUUGUAAUGUUUUGACAGACAAGCUGUCAUGAGGAUGAUUGCUCAGUUUUGCACUGGGUGUCAAUUUCAUUGUGUAAUAGUUUUAUACACUAAAGUCAUUUUUUAUUUCUAUAAAUUAGGAUGUGAAAAUGGAAUUGUGAAUGCCUCGGAAAGUGAAUAGUCCCUUCAAAACUGGAUAAUCACGGUAAUCACAGACUUGAAUGAGACUGUAGAACAAAUAAUAAAUGAGGAUAUCACUAUCA
This is a messenger RNA of Myxocyprinus asiaticus (Chinese sucker), 5477 nucleotides long. RefSeq names its product ADAM metallopeptidase domain 12b (gene adam12b). Gene Ontology annotation, molecular function: metalloendopeptidase activity. NCBI's taxonomy places the organism in Eukaryota, Metazoa, Chordata, Actinopteri, Cypriniformes, Catostomidae. The record is from RefSeq and is a predicted model, not a curated record. Gene Ontology annotation, biological process: proteolysis. The coding region runs from base 278 to 3136 and encodes 952 amino acids. The transcript has 23 exons.